AUGGCUAGGUCUGCCCUAUUAAUUGCUGUGUUUUAUAUGGUCUACGCAAUGAUCCCCAUUUUAAUGGGGCAGUCCGCAGGCGUAAACUUCAGCUUUCCUCAAUUCAGGAGUUGCAAUACAAGCGACAUUCUCUGUGUAAAUGAUGCCACAAUGUCUAGACAUGAAGUCCAUCUGACAAACAUUACAAAUCCUCACUACAAAUUGACCAACAAAACCUCAGGCAGAGUUGUUUACAGCCAGACCAUUAGCCUGUCCUCUCUUGACAGCUUCACUACAGAUUUUCAGUUUGUAUUGAAAUAUUAUAACCAUAGCCCUAAUGUUUAUCCAUACGGUGGAAUCUCUUUCUUCAUGACAUCGAAAGAAAUGGCGACAAGUGCUCACUCAGUAAAUUCUUUCAGCGGUCUUCCUGGUAAUGGAUCUCUCUCAGUCGGCGUUGUCGCAGUUGAAUUUUAUAGUAACAAUAAGGUUUACACCGAUGUUGGUGGCUAUCGUCCUAAUCCGACUUUAAAUUACACGAACUUGAAUGCACCAUUAAACGAUAGGACGCUGUGGCAUGCACGCAUAGAUUAUAACUGUAUUAAAAAAUACCUGCAAAUAUUCUUCUCAAAAGCCUCCAAUAGCUCUAUGUCCCAAGUAGAUCCCAUUCUCGCGCAUCCUUUGGAUAUCUCCACUUAUCUUCCUGAUGAUUUUGUCGUAGGGAUUUCUGCUUCUGCUGAAAAUUUCAGUGUUACCCACACAAUCCUUUCAUGGAGCUUCAGGGUAGUUGUGAUGUGGAGGUUGUUCGCCAUCGUCAUGAGAUUGCAAAGCAGCAGCGAACAAACAUGUGAAGACAAUGAGAUAGAGAUUGACAGGCUUGUAGACCAAGGUCCAAGUAGAUAUAAGCUGGAGGAUCUCAAGGCCGGAACCGACAAUUUCAGUGAAACUUUAAAGCUGGGCCAAGGAGGAUUUGGAGGUGUGUACAAAGGCGUUAUAGGAGAAACAAAUGAAGUUGUUGCUGUCAAGCGCGUCUCACAAGGGUCAAGACAGGGGUUAAAAGAAUUUAUCUCUGAAAUAAGUAUUGUUAGUCGAGUAAGGCAUCGAAACCUUGUUCAGCUUUUGGGAUGGUGUCAUGAGAAAGGCGAAUUGCUUUUGGUGUACGAGUAUAUGUCUAAUGGAAGCCUAGACAAACACCUUUUCAUCAAAGGAGAUUCUCCUCCACUGCAUUGGACUCGUAGGUAUCAAAUAGCUUUGGAAAUAGCUUGUGGGCUGUUGUAUCUUCAUGAAGAAUGGGAUCACUGUAUUGUACACAGGGAUGUAAAAUCCAGCAAUGUUAUGCUCGAUAACAAUUUCAAUGCAAAGCUUGGGGACUUUGGUUUGGCACGCAUAUUGGAGCACAAUUGUUUGUCUCAGACCACAAUAGCGGCUGGAACCCUGGGCUAUAUGGCUCCUGAGUCUGUUACCACAGGAAGAACAAGUCCUGAAUCAGAUGUUUACAGUUUUGGUGCCGUGGCCUUGGAAAUUGCUACAGGAAGGAGAGCUGUAGAUAAGAGCUUGCAAGAGCAUAACAUGAGGGUUGCAGAGUGGGUAUGGGAUCUUUAUGGUCAAGGCAAAGUUUUGGAAGCUGCUGAUGAGAAAUUGAAUGGAGAGUAUGAAAGGUUAGAAAUGGAACAAUUGAUAGGGAUAGGGUUGUGGUGCUCUCAUCCAGAUCCAGUUGCAAGACCCAAAAUGAGGCAAGUGGUAAAGUUGUUGAAGCUGGAAGAUCGAGUGCCUAAUCUUCCUCCAGAAAUACCUGUGCCAACAUAUACCGCAUUUCAUGGAGCCAACCUUUCAGUUUCUUCUUCAUUUAGAACGGAGCCUACCCAUGCACUCCCGUCUCUUGCUUCCAUAUCUCAAUCAGUUAAUUCAUCUCAAAUCUCCUCCUGA
Messenger RNA from Cryptomeria japonica (Japanese cedar), 1902 nucleotides. RefSeq names its product L-type lectin-domain containing receptor kinase IX.1. Bases 1 to 1902 code for a protein of 633 amino acids. NCBI's taxonomy places the organism in Eukaryota, Viridiplantae, Streptophyta, Pinopsida, Cupressales, Cupressaceae. Gene Ontology annotation, molecular function: carbohydrate binding; protein kinase activity; ATP binding. The record is from RefSeq and is a predicted model, not a curated record. Gene Ontology annotation, cellular component: plasma membrane. Gene Ontology annotation, biological process: protein phosphorylation. The transcript is spliced from 2 exons.